Coregonus sp. 'balchen' is the source of this 1134-nucleotide messenger RNA. NCBI's taxonomy places the organism in Eukaryota, Metazoa, Chordata, Actinopteri, Salmoniformes, Salmonidae. The record is from the annotation of a GenBank genome assembly.
AUGAGCGAUGUCCCCACCCUGGACUAUGAGCUGCUGCUGUCCCCCGGGCCCUCCCUCCCUGGGGCCCCCAGCAGCCCUCCUCUGGUGGGGGGCGACGCGGAGCAGAGGACGGCCUUCGCCUUCGUGGGGCUCCUCAUGCUCUUCCUGGUCUUCCUGCUGGUGCGCUGCUUCCGCAUCCUGCUGGACCCCUACAGCCGCAUGCCAUCCUCCUCCUGGACCGAACACAAAGAGGGCACAGAGAGGGGGCAGUUUGACUACGCCCUGGUCUAGACCUGGGUCGUGUUCAUUAGGCACCAAACGGACUGAAACAGUGAGGGACUACCAGAACUUGUCCAAUAAGGAAGGCUUGUUUUUGUUUUCCGUUGCACAACGUUUUGCUACGGUGUUCCCUAAUGAAAACGACCCUGGUAGGGUCUAAAGGGGGCAGUUUGACUGGCCCUGCUGUAGAAACACACAAGUAGUCAGACUGGAGCUCUCAAGACCCAGACCAAGAUCAGAACCCUCAAGACCCACACUGAGAUCAGAACCCUCAAGACCCACACUGAGAUCAGAACCCUCAAGACCCACACUGAGAUCAGAACCCUCAAGACCCACACUGAGAUCAGAAGCCUCAAGACCCAGACCGAGUUCAGAAGCCUCAAGACCCAGACCGAGAUCAGAAGCCUCAAGACCCAGACCGAGAUCAGAAGCCUCAAGACCCAGACCGAGAUCAGAAGCCUCAAGACCCAGACCGAGAUCAGAAGCCUCAAGACCCAGACCGAGAUCAGAAGCCUCAAGACCCAGACCGAGAUCAGAACCCUCAAGACCCAGACCAAAAUCAGAACCCUCAAGACCCAGACCGAGAUCAGAACCCUCAAGACCCAGACCGAGAUCAGAACCCUCAAGACCCAGACCGAGAUCAGAAGCCUCAAGACCCAGACCGAGAUCAGAACCCUCAAGACCCAGACCGAGAUCAGAAGCCUCAAGACCCAGACCGAGAUCAGAAGCCUCAAGACCCAGACCGAGAUCAGAAGCCUCAAGACCCAGACCGAGAUCAGAAGCCUCAAGACCCAGACCGAGAUCAGAAGCCUCAAGACCCAGACCGAGAUCAGAAGCCUCAAGACCAUCCUCCUUGAAACUCAGAUCAAGAGGUAG